This is a messenger RNA of Physcomitrium patens, 354 nucleotides long. The record is from RefSeq and is a predicted model, not a curated record. Lineage: Eukaryota; Viridiplantae; Streptophyta; Bryopsida; Funariales; Funariaceae.
AUGCACUCAGUUUUGUCAACAGUGAAUCAGGACAUAAUUGCUGCAAUGAGCAGCCGUCAAAUGUCCCCUAAAAUGGUGAAAUUUGCCACAAAUAUGAUGGAACAGCUGUCUCCUGAAGACAUGGAGAGAAUGAUGAAUUUGGCCAAUGCAAGCUUCAGAUCUGGAGUUCGGACACUUGGUACUAAUAUACCUAGCAUGGAAGACUUUAGUCCCGAAAUGAAGGAACACAUGAGGAAGCAGAUGAAGGACCCAGCAAUGAAGCAGGUGAUGGCUGAAAUGACACCUGAAAUGAUGACCAGCAUGAGUGAGCAACUUGGCAUGAAACUUAGUCACAAGCCCAGCAAGCCAGUUUGA